This is a messenger RNA of Lutzomyia longipalpis, 2273 nucleotides long. Its product is annotated as dolichyldiphosphatase 1-like. The transcript is spliced from 4 exons. The coding region runs from base 91 to 816 and encodes 241 amino acids. The record is from RefSeq and is a predicted model, not a curated record. Gene Ontology annotation, molecular function: sphingosine-1-phosphate phosphatase activity. Lineage: Eukaryota; Metazoa; Arthropoda; Insecta; Diptera; Psychodidae.
AAAUAUUUUAAUGGGAUGUCAAAAAGUGAGGUGCAGAGAAAAAUCAGAAGGAAAUAUUAUUAAAUUUUAGUGAGCAGCGUGUAGUGCACAAUGUCUAGUUCAGAUCCUCAAAAUUAUGAGGAAUACAAUAACUCAGAAUGGGUACCAAUUGUAUUUACAUUCUUUGAGUACCCCAGAGGUGAUACUUUCGGUAAAUUACUCGCCUUGAGUAGCUUAAUGCCCCAUUGUAUUGGUGUAGGAUUCAUUACUCUCAUCCUUUUCCGGAGGGAUUUGCACACAAUUUUCUUCUUCCUUGGGCUGUUGCUGAAUGAAUUAGUCAAUAAGAUACUGAAAACCACAAUUGGGGAACCACGUCCCCUUGUUAGACCUAAUCCAUCCACAGAGUACGGAAUGCCCUCCAAUCAUUCACAAUUUAUGUGCUUCUUCUCCACAUAUGUCCUAUUAUUCGUUCUAAUAAGACUGCAUCAUAUGAACAACAAUGCCCCACUGGAGAGGGCAAUGCGAAUCCUUGUUCUUGCCAUUUGCUGGAUGACAUCUUUUAUAGUUUCUUUUGGGCGUAUUUAUUUGCAAUAUCAUACAACGGCUCAAGUGUAUGUGGGUGCUCUUAUAGGCAUUUGCACAGGAGCUAUAUGGUUCACCGUGAUACAUUUCUUCCUGACCCCGUACUUCCCACGCAUUGUAACAUGGAAAAUCUCGGAAUUCCUCCUUUUGCGAGACACAACCCUCAUACCAAAUGUCCUCUGGUUCGAAUACACAGUCACGCGGCAGGAAGCACGUGCGAGGUCUCGAAAGUUAAUCAGCAUGAAAUCCCAGUGACAUCGCUGUUGGUUCUAUCGAUAAUGAAACUACUUUUGGGUGGGAUUUGUAAGUAAUAUAUAGCAAUUUUUCCUUUUUGUUAUUUUUUUGGCUGUUUAAUGAUAAAAUUUAACAAGUAAACCGCAAUGAUUACUUACUGAAAAAGAAAAAUGAAUUAUCAGUAAAUUAAUCAUAAAUCGUCGUAUUUAUAAAUUAAAUAAAAAUAAAACAUAGCUAGUUUUUACCUAAAUUUUUGUCAAACUUAAAUAGGGAAAACAUUAGCACUUUGUAUAAGGUAUAUAUACAUAUACUCAAACAUCGCAAUGAUUUUUUAUUCUUUUUUUUACAUGCAGUAAUACGUAUUUUUAGGUGAAAUAAGGGAAAUGUUUAGGAUGUAUCUAUUGUGGGUUAUUUUAUUUAUUACGAUAGACUUAGAUUUACUAAAUGAAACAAGAAAAAAAAACAGUAAAGUUAAUGCACAAAUUCUAACAUUUGAUUAGCAUUUCAAAAAAGACCUAACUUAGAAUUCAAAAUUUCUUUUUGGUUUCAAAAAAUAUAUAUUUAUUUUUAACAUAAAGCUAAAAGCGCUUAAUUAUUUUAUUUUUAAUGAAGAAAAACAAAUAAGAAAAUAUCAAAAAAGGAUUUUCUCAGGUUUUUUUUUGAUAAAUACAUUGCCAGGAAAUUGUGUUUAAAUGCCUUUUAUUCUUUUUCUACUCAAAUAAAAAAAAUCUUAACAAAUUGAAAAACACGCAAUUCGUGCGACAAAAUCACUUGCAAACCUUCAAAUGGUUGUUUUUUUUAAAUUACUUUUAUACCUUAAAAUGCAGAUAGUUUACAAGUUUAACUUUUGUCUUUCAAUAAUUUUAAAUUUCUUAAAAUAUUUUUUUAUACCACAAUUUAAUCUUUUUUUCUAUAAUUUUGUACUUUUGUAGUAAAAUCUAAAAAUAAAAAAAAAUUGUAGGUAAAGGAAUCUCAGAAAAAUGAGAAAGAAAAAAUGCGUUAGUUAGGGAGAGUUCAAUUAAAUUUAAAUGAAAAUAAAGGAAAUGAUUAGGGGAGACUAGAGUUUAAAAAAAACACGUCAAAGAUGGAUUUAGGAAAAGCUAGUCUCCCCUAGGAAAAUCUCUGUAGCUGCGCUUUGAAGCUUUCCGUCGUAAUUCAUAAACUAAAUUAAACUACAUUUUUACAUGCGAUUAAAACAUGAAAGAAAAAUAAAUUCAAAUUUUGAAAUGAAAAAAGAAAACUCUGAAUGUUGGAUUAUUUAUUACAAACUUUUCACAUUUUACAUAAUUGUCUAUACUAAAUAAUAUUGAGGUGUAGAUAAAUUAUAUUUAAUAUUUCAAUAAAUUGUAUUGCAGAUUAAGCUGUAUAUUGUAAAAAAAAACCUUUAAUUGUCGAGAAAUUUUGUAUAUAAUGUAGUUUAUAAACUGCUCUUCUUUUUUAAAUGAAUAAUAAUAUAAAUUUCAACAGAUUAAAUUUAA